UGUCAUGGUGCCUAAUCGUCGCCCCGUGUUGCCGAGAGCUUCCCAGCUGAUCAGACUGCCUUCUUCAGUGACUUCUGCUCUCUGCGGGCUGUGCGGAAGGACCCUGGGAGUGCCUCAAGCCAAGCAAUGUGGGCAAGAAACAGAGCAGCAUUACAUCAUUGAAGAAGAGUUUGUGUUGUAUGAACUACCUUGUCCGGCAUGCUGGCCAGAGAAGGAAAUACCCCUGUGUCAGGCACCAAAAUCAGGAGCUCGCAGAGUCAGUGACCUUUGAGGAUGUGGCUGUGACCUUCACCUUGGAGGAGUGGGCUUUGCUGGAUCCAUCCCAAAAGAAGCUCUACAGAGAUGUGAUGAGAGAAAUCCAACAGAACAUGGCUGCUAUAGGAAGAAACUGGGAGAACCAGCAAAAUGAUGAAAAAUACAAAAAUUCGUGGAGACAUCUAAGAAAUGAAGAGGUAGAGAAAAGCUAUCAAUACAAAGCUUGGAAUCAACAUGAUAAAUGUGGGAAAGCAUUCAGAACAUAUAGUCAUUAUCAAACACAUAGAAGUCACACUUCGGAGAAAACCUUUGUAUGUAAGCAUUGUGGGAAAACUUUGAGAACACACAGUCUUUGUCAAAUACAUGAAAGAAGGCACACUGGGGUGAAACCUUAUGUUUGUAAGCAAUGUGGAAAAACUUUCAGCACACACAGUCUUCUUCAAAUACAUGAAAAAAGGCACACUGGGGUGAAACCUUAUGUUUGUAAGCAGUGUGGGGAAGCUUUUAGUGCACUCAGUUUUUAUCAAAGACAUGAAAGAAUUCACACUUGGGAGAAACCCUAUAUGUGUGAGCAGUGUGGAAAAACUUUUACUGCUAGUGGUUCAUUGGGUCGACAUAAGAGAAAUCACACAGGGGUGAAACCAUACAUAUGUGAGCAAUGUGGGAAAGCAUUCAGUACAUACAGCUAUUGUCAAAUACAUAAAAGAACUCAUGUAGGGGAAAAACCUUAUGUGUGUAAGCAAUGUGGGAGAGCUUUUAUUACCAGCAGUUCAUUGUAUAGACAUGAAAGAAGUCACACUGGAGAGAAACCCUUUGUAUGUAAGCAGUGUGGGAAAGCUUUCAGUAGACAAAGUCAUUGUCGAACCCAUGAACAAAGUCACAAAAGGGAAAAACCUUAUGUAUGUAAAACGUGUGGCAAGGCAUUCACUACAAACAAGUAUUAUGAAAUACAUGAAAGAAGUCACAAAGGGGAAAAGCCUUACGUAUGUAAAACAUGUGGCAAAGCAUUUGCUACAAGCAAGUAUUGUCAAACACAUGAAAGAAUUCAUACUAGGGAGAAACCCCUAUUCAUGUAAACAGUGUGGGAAAGUUUUCAGUGUAUACAAAUAUUGUCAAAUACAUGAAAAUAUAUAUACUAAGGAGAAAUCCUAUAUAUGUGAGUAAUGUGGGAAAGCCUUCACUUUAACACAUCACUUUGAGUUCUUAGAAGAACUCAGACUGAGGAAAAACCCCAUGUGUGAGCAGUGUGGAAAAGCAUUCAUUCAUAACACAUUACUUUGAAAUCAAAAGAACACUAUGGCUUAAACGUCUGCCUGCAAACGUUAGGUCCCCAAGUUCGAUCCCCAGUACCAGAAAAAAAGAAAAAAACAACACUGGUGAAGGGCCCUAUGUAAGC
Molecule: messenger RNA, 1651 nt
Organism: Octodon degus (degu)
Lineage: Eukaryota; Metazoa; Chordata; Mammalia; Rodentia; Octodontidae
Product: zinc finger protein 709-like
Exons: 5
Coding region: 180-1331 (383 amino acids)
Biological process (GO): regulation of DNA-templated transcription
Source: RefSeq, a predicted model, not a curated record